Molecule: messenger RNA, 5371 nt
Organism: Spirometra erinaceieuropaei
Lineage: Eukaryota; Metazoa; Platyhelminthes; Cestoda; Diphyllobothriidea; Diphyllobothriidae
Source: the annotation of a GenBank genome assembly
AUGCGGGAUUAUUCUUUGCAGAACUUCGUCCUAAAAAGGAUAAGAUUUGCUUCUGAGGAUCCGCGGGCAAAACGCUGUGGCCUUCUUGGGUCCAAUCGUGAACCGAAAAAUCACUCCGGGUCCAAACGUCUGACAGCACUGCACAGCAUUGAGUACUUCCUGUCGAUAAAUGGAAAUGCAGGCGAAAUGUGCAGGGCCUUCAGGGAGGAGCUGUUUCCAACGGAAGUGCCAGUGACCACCGCAGAGAGGGAAUUCCCCUUGGCAUUCCACCUUGCCGUCUACAAAAGCAUCAAUCAGGUGGCGCGCCUACUGCGGCUCAUCCAUCGACCACACAAUUUCUACGUCAUCCACGUUGACAGGAAGUCUGCACGGAACUUCCACGAGGCAGUUCAUGAGGUGUCCAAGUGUUUCGGCGACAAUGUCUUGGUUGUUCCCCGGAACGAGAGCAUUGCGGUCGUCUGGGGUCAGUACACGGUGCUGGAAAUAGAACUGCUUGCCGCGCGAUUGCUUUUGCAAAUGGGACAAUGGAAGUAUUUGAUUAAUCUGACUGGCCAGGAAUUGCCUUUGAAGACUAAUCUGGAACUCGUACUGGCGCUUCAGAUGGCCAAUGGCUCAAAUUUGGUCGAGGCCACUUUCAAAGGUCGCGCCAGACAUCUUAUUCCGGAGGUGAAGUUAUCAUUUCCGGUGAGUAUGAUUCUCUGGAAUGCGAAUCCCUAUCAGAUCGAUGAGAAAAUAUAUAUUGGAUAUUGUUUGCGCACGAACCCUCAUUUUGCAACACACUGAACGCUGGCAGAGUUGUACUGCUUCUUGUUCUCCUGGCAACAGUAGGCAGUAUGCGGUUAAUGAUAUAUGGUACCCCUUCCCAAAUAGAAUAGCCUUGACUUAGUAAAGAUGAUGGGAAGUACUGCUCGUUAACCUGUAAGUUGAGACUGGGAAUACUAACUGUUGUUCAAGCGCGUUUAGUAACCAAAUUACAGGGCAUGCUCGUUCCCAAAUUCUGCUUACGGGAACGGCCGGCUCAGUUGUAGAGUGAGAAACUUCCUGAUGAUCGGUGAGUAAAAAUCUUGUGCCCGAGCCGCAGGUUGAGUAUAUUUGGCUGAUGAGAACUAAUAGCCCGGAAAUGGCCAUUCCGAUCACCAUUAUAUUUGCCAACCACCCUCUCUUCAUAUGCACAGAAGAACUCGUCAGAAAAAUUCACACAAAAAGGCGUGGUUUGUUAAGUUACAAAUGGUUUACUUUAAUGAAGGUCAUCGAAUCAGAAGACGACUGCAUGACAGGUCAGUUAGUUUCGACUUAAUGGAACUAGCAGCAUGGAUGAGAAAAAUAAGGCAACGGGAAAAUAGCGAAGAACAACGUAUUAGUUCCUCGCUAAUUGUCCUCUGCGUGUAAUACACUUUCAACUACGGCGGGCAUAGAAACAACGAAGUUGUCGAUGGUGGGCUAGUCUGCAUAAUUAUCAAGCGCGACAUUCAGUGUUGGUUGCAUUAAAAAGGGUUUCCUUGUCCUGUCAGUUUUUCCUUUGAAAAGUACAAAUAAAUUUUCGAUCAGGUUGAGCUCUGGGUUGGUGGUAGGAGAAACAUUCAUCAUAGGCCGCAUGGAGGUAGGCUGGCUGUAGUCUAAGAAGUAGGAUUAUUUUCAUAGCUUAUAUAUAUAUAUGUUUGGCAGAAUAACAUUACCGACAAAGACAAGGGAGGCUGGAGUGGCCGUUUCUGGCUUAUUGGCCGUCGUCAGCAAGUCAUACCCAACCCCGAAGUGUGGAACACCUGGCACUCGAUCCCGCUACACGCUGGUUAGAAGUUCAACUCUUCUAACUACUGAGCCACGGACUCGUUGUCUUGUCGGUUGAGAUCGGAAAUAUACAGCAGUCUCCCCAGUAUUUGUCGGUAGUUAUUCUGCCUAUAUUACAUGCUGCUAUGCGGCUGUUGGUUGGGCUCGAGAGUCCCAACGCACAACGGAAUGAGUUAGUUCCCUAACACGACUGGUGAGCGCCCAACCACCAUAGGACAGCGAGACCGUGGCUCACUGGUAGUAUAAAACUCCGCCCAUCUGUCAUAAUUAAUAUUCCCGAUCACAACCGACAGGACAACGGGCCCGUGGCUCAAUGGUAGAGCGUCAAACUCCAUGACCAAAGAUCCCGGGUUCGAAUCUCAAGUGACCCACACUUGGGGUUGGGUAUGACAGACUGAUGACGGCUAAUAAGCCAUAAAUGGCCAUCUUGGUCUCCCUUGAUUUGUCGGCAUCAUGUCAUAUAUAUAAAUAUAUGAGAAGAAAAGGCGAUCUCGGGAACCAUAGUUUUACUGUCCUGACGUUUCAAAAGCAUACAAGCUUCCAUCGUCGGAGGUGAGUGUGGUAUCGCGCCUCACAGUAUUUAUAGGUGGGUGACAGUCAUGUCAAGACGGGUUUUUUUACGUAUGAAGUCAGGGCAGCAGGGAGGAAGGGGCGGGGAGGGAGUCCUAGAGCGUCUUCUCGCCGGAUGAGGGGGGGGGACGGUGGAUCAGCGUUAGUGGUCACCAGCGCCUGCACACAGAGACUGUGGCGGACGGGGGGGGGAGGGUGACGGAAUGUACUCAAUCGACAUCGGGGGCCGGCGUUGAGACGUUGGUGGUCGUCGUCCGUACCUUCAUUGACCUUAGCGGAUGGCAAUCUUGUUUACGCCACGACGACUGUCCGCCUUCUCGGCCGCCGGACUAGUAGAUGGAACGGCCGUGGUGAAGACUGCGCCUUCGUUGGAACCAGGUUGAGGGGUGACUGAGUGUGCAUCCGCCAUGGACUCGCUCAUGUCUGGAUUCAUGAUUAGCCUGACUGCACUUCUGCUCAUCUGUUUACUGAGCUGCGCCCGAAGGGCUUGAUAGGCGGAGGGAAGAGCCACACAACGGUUGAUGGAGGUAGUCCCUAUGUGCCAAGCCUUUAUUGUUUCCCUGGCAAUGCGGUCGCUUCCUAGGCCCAAAAUUUAGACAUGCUGAAAGGCGAACGUGUGUCCGGAAUCGGCGCAGUGUUCGGCCACCAGGGACAAAGGGUCCAUUCGCCUUACUGCCCUCAAAUAUAUAUAUAUAUAUAUAUAUAUAGAUAUUCACUCAGGAAUGGGCGCACACCGAUUCAUUGGCUUCCCGAAGCAAACAAGCUUCGUAUGGGCGAUAGGGGUCACGAACAGACAACCACCUACCAGGCCGAAGUCGGUCAAGGUAUGCUGUAUCAAUCUACCCCCCAGACUCUGUCGUAUCCGCUCUGCUAUCACAGCUUGGCCGACUUCGGCCUGGUAGGUGGUUGCCUGUUCGUGACCCCUAUCGCCCAUACGAAGCUUGUUUGCUUCGGGAAGCCAAUGGAUCGGUGUGCGCCCAUUCCUGAGUGAAUAAAUACCCGAUCUGCAGCGACAGAGAAUGGCAGGUGGCGAGGCACUGAUGAACUUCGGUUCGAUGAAGUGCUUAUGACCCAUCUGGUGGACCCCAGUGGUGGACCAGCUGCGCCAGGUGCGUCUGUGCACAUGUUUGUGUUUCCGGUCCCAGCUGGUGGUCAGGGUUAUGGUUGGCUGAACGAAGGCAAACAAGCCCAAAACAGUGCUGUAUCAAUCUACCCCCCAGACUCUGUCGUAUUCGCUCAUAUAUAUAUAUAUAUAUAUAGGUAGGCUAACUCAUGAGAUGUCAACCGAAAUUCCGAAAUGCGUUUUCGUUUCGAGAAGUUUAAUUAAGUAGAGUUGUGAAACUAGCCAUCCUGUAACAUAAUUAUAUAAUAUUUCAGUCACGUCAGGAUGCCGGCUUCCGAAUGAACUUCGUUCCGGCUGCAUGCAAAAAUUACACUCUGUAAAAAAUGACCACUUAUGUAGCAUGAAUUUUUCUCAUUGAUUUUAGAUGCCCCUAAAAGUCCAAUUAUAUUUCGUGGGAAGAAUGCAUAAAAUAUUCGCUCUUUUGCUCAUUCGAUAGAAAAUUGCGUCUUCUUCUAAUUUUAUACUCGAUGGAGGGACAAAAAAUUUCUAAUUGAGGGACUUUUAAAUACCGCGAAAUGGCCGUUCACAAAACGUCAUGUCUGCAUUUGCCAAUGUGGCUUGUAAAGUUAACAAUACGGAUCCAAUCCACUACUAAAUUUUAUGAACGAUAUAUAAUCCUCCUUUAUUACCGUAGAGAAAUGUGUGGUUUUCGUACUCGGAAAAUAUACGGCUUGUAGUUUGGAAACCCUGAGUCCAAGUGUAACGGUAGAGCGGGUUCAAAAUUAUUCGGGAAUUGGAAAAGUGGAUAAUUUCGGAAAUUACUCAAUGCAGUACAUGGAGUUAAGUCUGUGGAACAUGACUUAAGGGUCAGAACCGAAAUGUCAAUGAUUAUUUGAGUCGAAGACAGUAGACUUCUGGGGAAUAACCACGUAAUGCCCAUUCUACAAACGAGUAGUACUACAAGUAGUAGUAUAUGUAUAUAUAUGGGCCAAUUAUGAUCACCUCGCCCAGUUUGAUAGACUAUCCUGAAACAUUUGCGUUACUGUCGACGAAGUUGUAGAACUUCCGAUGCCUGCUAAUUUUUUUGAGUGGUCUCUUGAUGUGAUGGAAUUUGAAUAGAGUUUACUCACAAGCAAAUAAGCUCAUUCAACACAUUUGCCUAGCUCCAUUCAUCUAUUGCUCAUGAAGAAUCUGGGUAAGCGCCCAAAACACCGUUAAACACUUCGUAAAGUCUCUGGAGCGAUGUCCACCACCCGAAACAAUCCGUGUUUUGUAAAAGCAUACUUCCGACCGUUUCCCUGAGUACUUCAGUCGCGCCCAGUAACUGUUCCCCUGACCAGGUAGAACGAAAUUUAUCAGUCGAUUAAAUUCUCUCCUCUGAAUCCAAUGUGCGCCAAACUCACACACUGUGUUCUAAUCACAUCGUCCUCCCCCCCCCCUCACCCCACUUAGGUAACAUGGCUGAAGAACUCACUCCACGCUGCCUUACGACGGGAGUUCGCGGAGUUUAUGCUCACCGACAAGAAGGCAGUGGAGUUGAGCGAAGCCCUGCGCAAGUUCGCAUACACGAAGGUUCCAGAUGAACAGUUCUACGGAACUCUCGCCUACAAUCCACAAUUGGGUGCACCUGGUGCCUGUCUGAAGCUACACGAGCGCCAUGACCAGGGUGUGCAUCCGAUACGGCUGCCAGGACUAGUUCGAUACAAAUUAUGGCAGCCAAGUCCCUGUCCCACUAAAUACACUCGCUGGAUAUGCAUCCUUGGUUCACAGAGUUUGCCAGACCUGAUCAGGGCACCGCAUCUCUUUGCCAACAAGUUCCACGAGGAGUACUUCCCCGAGGGCUAUGAUUGUCUGGAGUACGAGAUCGCCAAGCGCAGUUACGAGGGCACAGCCAAUCAUUUCUAUCCGUCCUUAUUUGCGAACCUCUACUGUUCAUCGGAGCAUAUUUGA